Cylindrotheca closterium is the source of this 789-nucleotide messenger RNA. The record is from the annotation of a GenBank genome assembly. Lineage: Eukaryota; Bacillariophyta; Bacillariophyceae; Bacillariales; Bacillariaceae.
AUGCCUUCCACACAGUCACAAAAUCGUAAUCGUCGUCGUCGUGGUGCUGACCACAAGGUAAUCCAAUUUGCCACACCACCUGAAGAUGAAACAUGGAUGGAUGACAAGGAUGUAAAGACACCAGAAGGAACUAGCCGAAGGAAUUUGAUCAUCAAUGCGGUUGGGGUUGGACUGUUGGGAGCUUCUGGUUGGGCUUCGGCAUCUCUCUACAAGACCAACGUGUACACACCAGAUGGGUUUCAAAGAAUCUAUCCAACACAGUUCAUUGCUGCUCUCGGCGACCCAAAAGCUAAAGAAGGCAAGGGAGCUCAAGAUUGGGGAAUUUGGCGAGUCGAUCCUGGUCCACGAGGAGUCUGGCUGAAGCAAUACGAAUCACAAUUGGCUCAACAAAACAACGUGGCUCCUGCCGGAUGGACCUUUGAUCCCAACAAUUGGUGGGUGGAGGAGCACGGACUGAUUAUGGAAGCACCCGAAUUUCCACUUUCACCAGGGCGAUAUCUUGUCACUGGUGGUCGGACCACCACCACUGGUCUGACAAUUGAUGCCCAAGGGGGCUGGAAGCUGGAUGAAGGAGCACUGUACGACGUGACGCACUUGCCAUGUCGAUCAGCAAAGUACACUCCAGAUAGUAGUAGUUCGACCCCUGGUUCUCCCUUGACAGCCAAUCCUUCCAACUUUCCAGUAGCACCAGGAGCCGCCAUGCCACCGGUUCAAGGCUGCAAGAAGCAAGAUUAUGCGGUGCUCUUUGUCGUAGGAAAGGUUAUUGGAAAGGGCGAAAACCGGGCAUGA